UUGAUCAGCAUGAAGGUCUUCGUAUUAAUUGUUUUGGGAAUUGCUUUUGUUUCUGCUAGGGUCCUUCCACAGGAUACUCCAGUUCAUCUCCGUGACAUUGGUUCUCCAUCAAUCGAAGGUCGUAUUACCAAUGGAAAUAAGGCAGCCACAAACCAGUUCCCCUAUCAAGUGGGUCUCGCAUUUAAGAGUUCCUCUGGAAGUUGGUGGUGCGGUGGUUCAAUUAUCGCAAAUACUUGGGUUCUAACCGCUGCUCAUUGCACAAAAGGUGCCUCUUCCGUUACCAUUUAUUAUGGUUCCACCACUCGCGCAGUGGGCACAGUGACUAAAAAAGUAUCCAGCUCAAAAUUUGUGCAGCACGCUAGCUAUAAUUCGGUUACUCUGAAUAACGAUAUAUCCCUGAUUAAAACCCCAUCCGUAACUUUUACGGCUUCGAUAAAGAAGAUAAACCUCCCAGCGAUCGCCAGUAGCUAUUCAUCUUACGCCGGACAAACAGCCAUAGCCUCCGGAUGGGGAAGAACCUCGGAUUCCGUCAGCGCUUCGGCCUCCACCCUCCAAUAUGCCCAACUAAAGGUUAUUACCAAUGCCGUGUGCCAGCAGACUUAUGGAAGCUCGGUGGUUACCAGCGGAGUGAUCUGCGUGGCCUCCACCAACAAAGUAUCUACUUGUCAGGGCGAUUCUGGAGGUCCUCUGGCCUUGAACAGUCAGUUGAUUGGAGUGACCUCGUUUGUGUCCUCGAAUGGGUGCGAGAAAAAUAAGCCAGCUGGUUUCACCCGCGUUACCAGUUACCUGAUCUGGAUUAAGAGCAAUUCCGGUGUUUCCUAUUAGGGGAUAUGUAUUAUUUUUAAAACUCCCAAAAAAUAAUAUAGUUUUUCCUUUAUCCCAGCAACUAAGAAAAAUAAAUUAAUUUUGAAUGAAA
This is a messenger RNA of Drosophila ficusphila, 916 nucleotides long. RefSeq names its product serine protease 1-like. The record is from RefSeq and is a predicted model, not a curated record. Lineage: Eukaryota; Metazoa; Arthropoda; Insecta; Diptera; Drosophilidae. Gene Ontology annotation, biological process: proteolysis. Gene Ontology annotation, molecular function: serine-type endopeptidase activity. The coding region runs from base 10 to 825 and encodes 271 amino acids. The transcript is spliced from 2 exons.